AUGGGUCGCAUCGUUGUCACCGGUGGCUCCGGCAAAGCUGGCCAAUUCGUUAUCUCCGAGCUCCUCAAAAGUGGCCAUAUCAUCCUGAACCUCGACCUCAGCCCCAUGGACCAUCCCGAAGUCUACACGUUGAAAACUGACCUCGCCGACAGCGGCCAGGUCUUCAACGCCCUGUCCGGCCAAUGGUCCCUCCGCGAACCCUUCCCGGAAGGUCUCCCGCCCCGCCCCGACGCCGUCGUCCACCUCGCCGGCUACGCGCGCAACAUGCUCGUCCCAGAUAACGAGACCUUCCGCUCCAACACCCAAGGCACCUACAACGUCAUCGAAGCCGCAUGCAAAUUAGGGAUUCGCAAGAUCGUCAUCGCAUCCAGCGUCACCGUCUACGGCGUCUCUUUCGCGCAAGGCGAUGCCAAUUUCCCUUCUUUUCCCAUUCAUGAAGAUCUGGAUGUUAAUCCGACUGAUACUUAUGCCAUUGCGAAACUCUGUAACGAGCGCAUUGCGCGCGGCUUCGCUUCCCGCUUCGAUGCGGAUAUCUACAGUCUCCGCAUUGCUCGCGUCAUCGAGCCGGAAGAGUACGAUGGGGAGAUCUUCUACAGCUAUGUUCAUGAGCCACUGCUGUGGAAGGUGCAUGGGUGGUCUUAUAUCGAUGCGAGGGACUUGGGGAGUAUGUGUGAGGCUGCGUUGCGGACGGAUGGGUUGGGGUUUCAGGUGUUCAACGCUACCAAUGAUCAUAUUACCAAUCUGAGUCCGACAAGGGAGUUUCUGAGUUCGCAGUUUCCACAUAUUCCCAUCACUCGGGAUCUGGAGGAGUUCGAAGCGCCUUUCUCUAAUGCGAAGAUCAAGUCUUUGCUUGGGUUUCAGGAGAAACAUCCUUGCAAGAAGUACUUUAGUAAGUGGGAGAAGAAGCAGCAGGAGGAAGAACAGCAGAUGGAAGUAUAG
Messenger RNA from Penicillium brevicompactum, 939 nucleotides. Its product is annotated as NAD-dependent epimerase/dehydratase family protein. NCBI's taxonomy places the organism in Eukaryota, Fungi, Ascomycota, Eurotiomycetes, Eurotiales, Aspergillaceae. The transcript has a single exon. The record is from RefSeq and is a predicted model, not a curated record. The coding region runs from base 1 to 939 and encodes 312 amino acids.